Molecule: messenger RNA, 288 nt
Organism: Suillus discolor
Lineage: Eukaryota; Fungi; Basidiomycota; Agaricomycetes; Boletales; Suillaceae
Exons: 1
Source: RefSeq, a predicted model, not a curated record
GAUACCGAGAGGUUCUUCGUCUAUAGCGUGUCUGAAAAAGAGCAUGUCAUCAUGGAUAAAGAAAAUAGAUGGGAGCAUGAAGUAACGGUGCCCACCCGUAAGUUGCUGGACCCGAAGUUCUGCCUGGCAGAAUGGUAUGCACGAAAGGUUAAUGAACUACGGGGAGAGCACCCCCACACAUGGGGAAGAUGGAGGCGGGAAGAGCCUCGCCCAACGAGGUCCAUGGAUACUCCUCUAGCUGCCCGAGCGGAGCAGCUAUUGAAACUAUGGGGCCAUUAUGAUAACGAC